Molecule: messenger RNA, 165 nt
Organism: Peronospora matthiolae
Lineage: Eukaryota; Oomycota; Peronosporomycetes; Peronosporales; Peronosporaceae
Source: the annotation of a GenBank genome assembly
AUGGCUAACCUCACAUACUCCCACCCCCGCGCCUAUGGCAAGGACUCGCGUCACUGCCGCGUGUGCAAGACCACUCGUGGGUUGAUCCGCAAGUACAACCUGAACAUCUGUCGUCGCUGCUUCCGUGAGCGUGCCACGGACAUUGGCUUUGUCAAGUACCGGUAA